AACAACAGUAGAAGAAGAAGAAGGGCGUGACUCACACACACACAAUGGGCUCACAGUGACCAUGUUAGCAGCAGGUGCCUGUUUGUGCAGCUCACACACAGAAACAUUUAGUGUCACUCUGCUGUUGAGAUGCUGUUGUCUCCGGGCUGCUAGCAGCUAGCUAACCGUUACCACUGCGCUAACGAGUUAGCAUUGUGAGCUAACCAACAGCCUCGGUAGCUAGCGUUAGCUUAGCACCUGCCUGAGCUGCUGCCUGCGGAUGUGUCUCCUCCUCCUGCUACCAUCGUUACAGCCGAGCAGCUAAUCUGUCCUCACAGGCAACAUGGAGUUCCCCUUUGAUAUCAACCAGCUGUUCCCCGAGAGGGUCUCCAUCUUGGACCAUACCCUCGUUGCAGGUCGUAAAUCAGCAGGAAGGCCAGACCUCCAAGCCCACAUAGCCACAGUUAUAGAUGAACUUGGGAGAGCAUCAGCAAAGGCUCAGCAGCUCACAGCGUCUAUAACCAGUGCGUCCAAGCUGCAGUCCCAGAAGCACCAGCUCUACCUGCUGAAGGACGGAGAGAGCAACGGAGGACGCGGUGUGAUCGUGGGGUUUCUCAAGGUUGGAUACAAGAAGUUAUUUCUGCUCGACCAGCAGGGUGUGCACAUAGAGGCUGAGCCACUGUGUGUCCUGGAUUUCUACAUAGCAGAGAACCUGCAGCGACACGGCUACGGGCUGGAGCUGUUUGACUUCAUGCUGCAGCACAAGAAUCUGGAGCCGGUUCAGAUGGCGUACGACAGGCCCUCGCCCAAAUUCCUGUCCUUCCUGGCGAAGCAUUACUGCCUGACACCGAGUGUUCCUCAGGUCAAUAACUUUGUGGUGUUUGAGGGCUUCUUCGUCAACAGAUCAGGCUCGCCCUCCUCUCCUCUGACGGAUCAGGGGAUGUUCGGCUUUUUCGGCCCAGCUGAGAAAGGUUCCCCUCAAAAAGCCCGACGGAGAGAUCAAACCCUAUUCUUUAAUGGAGAGAGAAGUGGUGCGUCAGGAGCAGCGGGCUCGUCCCUGGCCCUUUGCUCCUCCUCACUCCCCCCAGCGGUCGGUAUCCUCCCAGUACUCCCACUCCCUCAGCGUGGGAUCCUCCCCCAGCAGAGCGCCCCCACGAGCCGCCCAGGCCUCUGCCCUCGGGGGCAGCAGGGACCAGAGUCCACAGUCCCCUCACAUCGAGCGCUGCAGGGCAAGACGCACCAGCCAGCAGGGUCUAGUUGCCAGAUGCAGCAUGUACAGUCGGCACAUGGACGGCAGAGCUGCUGGACUGCUGGACCGACCGCUGCCAGGUCUGAGACCAGUGGAGGACCAGUCAUGCGCACUGGGCACACAGACACACACAGGUUGGCCAGUAUUCACACACCACAAAGCAGGUCACAGCCGCUCUCACUUCCACCUCUGUUUGCAUCUAAGAAGAACAGCAUCCAGAGCCAGAGCUCCUUAGGCAGCAGAGAGACACAGCUGGAGUCAGACGCUGAAGCCUGUGGUGCUGUAGACGAGGUCAGAGUGUUGGACAGUCCACAGCGUCCAGCACGAGACGUGUCAGCCGACCACAGACAGGUGUUGGAGAAGCAGAGCGACAGAAGCAGAGGAGGCUGGUCGUGGACUGUCGGAGAGAACUGUUACACCGCCCAGUGGGUGAAGCACAAGCAGGAACACAGGAGCACCCGGCCGUGGUGAUGGUGACCGGGACCUUAUUAAACUUUAGACACUAAGUUUAUACACUAUAUACGUGUUGCUGCAGAGAAAGAAUUCUGUCUGUUUCAGGACACAAAUAUCUGCUGAAGCUUUCUGAACUUUCAGACUUCACUUCAGGGUCCAAACUGUGUUCUGGAAAAAGACACUCCCAGUCUCUGCUUUAAAGGGCUGCUGUGAUGUGAGCUGGUCCAGGAUGAGUCAUGUGGAGGCAGGAUUAGCAGGAUUUUCCUACAAACGAUGUAUAGACUCAAAAAUAAUCCCUCCCAGUCAUCACUACGACCAGUGCUGGGCAGUAACGUGUCACAGUUAUAAAAUCACAGUUACUCCGAAACCAAACAUGUUAUAACAUUACUGUUGUGAUCACGUCUCUACUGACUUUAAAGACAAACAAAGACGUAGCGACCAGGCGCCAGAUCAUAUGCAUGAGGAGGAGGGGCCAAAUCUAAAUGUUGUGUUUACAAACUGCAGCUGACACAUCCUGCUUAUUCUGCCUUUAACUGUCGAUGACAUCAUCUGAACGAGUCGACCAAACUGGUGCCAGAGGCCAAAUACAGACAUGUUUCACUGACGUGUUGUUUGUGACGUGUUUUCCACAUGAUUUUACCGACACACAGUCAUGAAGCUGCUUUCUACUUUACUCCCAAAAUCAGUAGUGCCAAUAAAAGCUGUUAAUUAC
Messenger RNA from Epinephelus moara (kelp grouper), 2393 nucleotides. It is a transcript of the gene atat1, whose product is annotated as alpha tubulin acetyltransferase 1. Gene Ontology annotation, molecular function: tubulin N-acetyltransferase activity. The record is from RefSeq and is a predicted model, not a curated record. Lineage: Eukaryota; Metazoa; Chordata; Actinopteri; Perciformes; Serranidae. Gene Ontology annotation, cellular component: microtubule. Gene Ontology annotation, biological process: alpha-tubulin acetylation.